AUGGAAGCACAACAAGGACACAGCAAGGCCUGCUGCAAUGUCCCUCCCGCCGUCUCCAAGGGCUACAAGGAGAAGGGCAAAUACAUCGACCUCAACGGCAUGCAGUGCUACGCCACCGGCCCCUCCAACGCCUCCUCCGCCAUCUUCAUCAUCUACGACAUCUUCGGCUUCUCCCCCCAAGCCAUCCAAGGCGCCGACAUCCUCGCCCACGCCGACUCCGGCCACCAAUACCAAGUCUUCAUGCCCGACUUCUUCCUCGGCGAACCCCUCCCGCACAGCGACUUCCCGCCCGACACGGACGAGAAGAAGAAGAAGGUUGGAGAUUUCUUCGCGGGCCCCGCGAGCCCGCCGGAUACGGCGAAGAAGGUGCCCGGGUUGCUGCGGGAGAUUGAGAAGCAGGCGACGGGGAUCAAGAAGUGGGGCAGUUUGGGCAUGUGCUGGGGCGGGAAGAUCGUCUCCCUGACCGCUCAACCCGGCACCUCCUUCUCCGCCGUCGCCGAAGUUCACCCCGCAAUGGUCGACCCGGCCGACGCCAAGGGCAUCAAGGUUCCCCUCUGCAUGCUCGCAUCCGGCGACGAAGACGCGAAUGCGGUCAAGGAGUUUGGGAAGACGUUGAGUGUGGAGAACCACAUUGAGACCUUUAGCGACCAGAUCCACGGAUGGAUGGCCGCUCGAGGCGACCUCGAGGAUGAAAAGGUCAAGAAGGAGUAUGAGCGUGGUUAUCAAGUGCUGCUCGACUUUUACCACCAGCAUCUGUGA
This is a messenger RNA of Letharia columbiana, 759 nucleotides long. RefSeq lists its product as uncharacterized. Lineage: Eukaryota; Fungi; Ascomycota; Lecanoromycetes; Lecanorales; Parmeliaceae. The coding region runs from base 1 to 759 and encodes 252 amino acids. The transcript is spliced from 2 exons. The record is from RefSeq and is a predicted model, not a curated record. Gene Ontology annotation, molecular function: hydrolase activity.